AUGAAGGAGGAAAUCAACGAGACCGGUAGGUGCUCGAGCGAUUACAACUCGUAGCCGAUCAUCGCGGUUUCUUUUCCCGGAGGAAUCUGCACGGCACGGAACGGAACGGAAUCAAGUCUUCCGCUCGCGGAUCGAAUCGCAGGCGUUUCCGACGUCGGAGAGGAAUGCGGGUAUGAAGGAGAGGAAUACUACCUCCCUGCUUAAUCGAAUCUUGGUGAAUUGUUCUUCCCAGGCAAAACUGUAUGGGAGCUGCGUUGCAGCAAAGGUUCCAGAGGUUGAACGUGAUAUGUGUUUGAAGGAAUUUCUUGCACUCAAGAGUUGCAUGCAGAGAACGCUCCAACGAAAGGGUUGACUACAUACUCCUGUCAAUCGAAAGGGUUGAAUACAUACUCCUGUCAAUCUAUCUGUCGAGGUAACGUGUGAGUAUACUGCAAUUGUUGUUUGUGGAAUCCUGAUUAGCAGCUUGAAGCAUCCUUUUUAAAAGGUUGAACAGCGAGGAACCUAUUGAUGUCUGGUUUAGCAUCAAGUUCACAUCCUGUUGUUGGCAUGAGUGGGUCAAGUGGGCUUUCACACAUUUAUAUUCAGCAGCCACCUCUGCGUUGCAGCAUCCCAGGAUCAAGGGGUUUAUUUUAUGAUGAUGGUAAUAAAAUUAUUCUUUCACCAGCCAAUGAUCAGGUUUACUCCUGGAAAGUUGUUCCCUUUGACCCUGCGGCUGCUCCUAUCUCUGAUUCAAUAAGCGACGGGCCGAUUCUUGCAAUUCGUUUUUCUUUGGAUGGAAAGCUAAUUGCUAUUCAACGUUCAAACCAUGAAAUACAGUUUCAGCACAGAGAAACUGGGAAACUUAGUCACACUUGCAAAUCAGAGUCAGAGAAUAUAUUGGGAUUUUUUUGGACUGACUGUCCAUUGUGCGACAUCGUUUUCGUAAAAACCAGUGGGCUAGAUUUGUUUGCUUAUAAUUCUGACUCAAAGACACUUCAUUUGGUGGAGACGAGGAAAUUGAAUGUGAGUUGGUAUGUAUACACACAUGAAAGUCGUUUGGUUCUACUUGCUUCCGGAAUGCAGUGCAAGACUUUCACUGGAUUCCAGCUUUCUUCUGUUGGAAUCAUUAGAUUGCCAAAAUUUGAGAUGGCCAUGGCAAAGACCGAGGCAAACAACAAGCCUGUGCUGGCUGCUGAGGAUGUUUAUAUUGUCACCAUCUAUGGUAGAAUAUACUGCUUGCAAGUUGAUAGAGUGGCGAUGCUACUACAUUCUUAUCGGUUUUAUCGUGAUGCUGUUGUACAACAGGGCUCUUUGCCAAUUUAUUCAAGCAAGGUCGCAAUCAGUGUGGUUGAUAAUGUGUUGCUUGUGCAUCAAGUGGAUGCCAAGGUCAUAAUACUAUAUGACAUAUUUCUGGACUCUCGAGCACCAAUAUCAGCUCCACUUCCGCUUUUGUUGAGGGGUUUUCCAAGAUCCAGUAGUUUGGGUGCGCGGUCCAGUUUUAAAGAUGGUGAAAGUUCAGAGGUAGCAAGCUAUCCAAGUGAUCAUGAAGCGACCAUGUACGGAGAUGACUGGACUUUCCUAGUGCCCGACCUGAUAUGUGAUGUUUCCAGUAAACUCCUGUGGAAGAUUCAUCUUGAUUUAGAGGCCAUUGCUGCUAGUAGCUCGGAAGUGUCAUCAGUACUUGAUUUUUUGCAACGACGGAAGUUAGAAGCUUACAAGGCUAAACACUUGUGUUUGGCAAUGGCACGUACAGCCAUUCUAGAGCGCAGACCUGUGACCAUGGUUGCCAAGGCAAUAGAUGUAUUAGUUACAUCCUACUCCAAUUCAUUCAAAACAGGUUAUUUUAAGGGAACAAAAGCUGAGAAAGCACAAUCUUCUGGUGCAGCAUAUGCUACUAUUCAUGGUACUGGUGUUAAUGCCAGCAGAUCAGAUACAACUGGAAAGUCUGUGGAACGUGAAUAUGUUGCUGGAUUGGAUGGAGAAUCUUUUGAAAGACCAACUUUUUCAGAUACAGACUCAGAUGAAGAUGGAAAUAUGGGAUAUGUGAAACCCAACUCCAACGGCAGCAGCAGCAAAUUGUUGUUGGGUGCUGAAACUCGGAGAACUGGAGGUCAAACAUCUUUACAUUCUGAAAAUGUCGGAGCAAGUAACAACAUUUUGAGAUCAACUUUACAGCCUGAGGCUCUAGUUACAUCACCUGCAAUUUCUCCUGAUGAGAUGUAUACAUACGUAUUUGCUCCGGUUGAGGAAGAGAUGGCUGGAGACCCAUCAUACCUGGUUGCGGUCAUUGUUGAGUUCCUUCGCGGGUGUAAUCUGGAAAGGAUUAAGGUACGGCCAAAUAUUUAUGCCUUGACAGCACAACUGCUGGCCCGCAAUGAGAGAUAUGCAGAACUUGGGUUAUUCAUCAUAAACAAGAUUCUCGAACCUUCUAAAGAAGUCGCCUUGCAAUUAUUGGAGUCUGGUAGGCAUAAUCGACAAACUAGGAAGUUGGGUCUGGACAUGCUAAGGCAACUCUCCUUGCAUAUUGAAUAUGUGGUAUUUUUGGUUCAAGAUGGAUAUUACCUCGAAGCUCUACGUUACGUGAAAAAGCAUAAGGUAACUACCAUGCGUCCUUCGAUGUUCCUUGAAGCAGCAUUUGCUUCCAGCGAUUCACAACAUCUAGCUGCGGUCCUCAGAUUUUUCUCAGAUUAUGUUCCUGGCUUCAGGAGCAGUCCAGAUCACAACACAUACUACCAUCUUCUCAAUGAGAUGAACGUGGCUGCUGCUUAGAUAUCUUAGAAAAAGAACUUCAGGCGCUUUUUCCUUGGCGAAGGUGUGAAUAGCGUAGGUCUUUACACUUUGUUUUUCUUCUCCUGUUCUUUCCAGGAGCGAGAUACUUCUUGGUUUCCAAUGUACCUUUUUCAGCAAUAGAUGUUACACUAGAUUUCUUUUGUGCAAUAUGUAGCUUGCGGAGUGCAUGACAUCGAUCUGAGUUUUUAAGCUUAAUGGCUCUGAUAAUAUUCCCUUACUUAAGAAUGUUUGAUUUACUGCUGAAA
This is a messenger RNA of Eucalyptus grandis, 3014 nucleotides long. Its product is annotated as regulator of MON1-CCZ1 complex. NCBI's taxonomy places the organism in Eukaryota, Viridiplantae, Streptophyta, Magnoliopsida, Myrtales, Myrtaceae. Gene Ontology annotation, cellular component: Mon1-Ccz1 complex; late endosome membrane; lysosomal membrane. Gene Ontology annotation, molecular function: protein binding. The record is from RefSeq and is a predicted model, not a curated record. Gene Ontology annotation, biological process: regulation of autophagy.